CCCAUCUGCUCAGUGUGUGGGCUGAGCAUCGAGGGGCUGAGCUUCGGUGGAGGACCACAUGGCGGAGCACAACAAGCAGAAGCGUUAUGUGAGUGACGUGUGUGGCAAGGCCUGGCAGCUCCCUAGCCUGCUGGAGAUCCACCGGCGGGUGCACAUGGGAGAACGCCCCUUCGACUGCUCGGAGUGUGGCAAGAACUUCACCCGCUACGACAGACUGCUGCGGCACAACCACGUGCACUCCAGCGAGAGGCCCUUCACCUGCUCCGAUUGCAGCAAUAGCUUCAAGACGACGCAUGACCUGAAGUCCCACCAGCGAAUACACACGCGCGAGAAGCCCUAUGGCUGCUCCACCUGUGGCGAGAGCUUUGCCUGGUUGUCGGGGCUACAUCGGCACCGGCGGACUCACAGCAGUGAGCGGCCCUUCACCUGCACCGACUGCUGCAAAGGCUUCAAGUCGUCCACGGACCUGAAGAUGCACAGGCGUCUGCACACCGGGGAGCGGCCCUACAGCUGCAGUGACUGCGGCAAGGGCUUCACCUGCUCCAACGACCGGCUGGUGCACCAGCGCACCCACACCGGCGAGCGCCCCUUCAUCUGCGCCGAGUGCGGCAAGCGCUUCAUAUGCUCCACCAGGCUGCUGUCCCACAAACAGGAGCACUCCGGCGAGAAGCCCUUUAGCUGCCCCGACUGUGGCAAGGGUUUCAAGGGGGCGAAAGAGCUGAAGAACCACCGGUGGGUGCACACGGGCGAGAAGGCCUUUGGCUGCUCCACCUGUGGCAAGAGCUUUGCCUGGGUGUCGGCACUACAACGGCACCGGCGGGUGCACAGCAGUGAGCUGUCCUUCACCUGUUCCGACUGUGGCAAAGGCUUCUAGUCAUCUAUCAACCUGAAGGGGCACAGGUGCCUGCACACCGGGGAGCGGCCCUACACCUGCAGUGACUCCGGCCCUACACAUGCAGCGACUCCGGCACC
Amblyraja radiata (thorny skate) is the source of this 972-nucleotide messenger RNA. RefSeq names its product zinc finger protein 239-like. The record is from RefSeq and is a predicted model, not a curated record. The transcript has a single exon. Gene Ontology annotation, biological process: regulation of transcription by RNA polymerase II. The coding region runs from base 59 to 874 and encodes 271 amino acids. NCBI's taxonomy places the organism in Eukaryota, Metazoa, Chordata, Chondrichthyes, Rajiformes, Rajidae. Gene Ontology annotation, molecular function: RNA polymerase II cis-regulatory region sequence-specific DNA binding; DNA-binding transcription factor activity, RNA polymerase II-specific.